AUGAAAUACUUUUCACACGACGAGGCAGCUGACUUCCUUUCCAUAGUUACCUCCAAGCAUCUAGCGGUUGAUGUUGUAGGCCGCAAACUUGGCGGUACCGUGGUAAGCUGUUCCAAUGAGUGGUUCGCGGAAGCAAGAAAUUUACUGGAGCCUCGGGCCCCUAUCAGAGAUGCCACGAAAUUCGUGUUCGCGGGUGCAUGGUAUGAUGGCUGGGAAACUAGGCGUCAUAACGAAGAUGAAUACGAUUGGGUGAUCUUGAAAAUGGGCGUUGCAGCCGCUCGUAUUGUUGGUUGUGAGGUCGACACUGCUUUUUUCAACGGUAAUCACGCACCUGAAAUCUCUGUCGACGCCUUGUACUCCGAGUCAGAUGAUGAGGUUUUGGAAACCGAUGAUCGCUGGGAAGAGGUGAUUCCUAAGAAGGAGUGCGGCCCUUCUCAAAGACAUUUCAUGCUACGUGAUGCAGCUACUGAGGGCAAAUAUACCCAUGUGAAACUGAAAAUGUAUCCGGACGGUGGUAUUGCAAGGUUCAGACUUUUUGGUCGUGUGACCCCACCAGCGAGCCUCACCGCGUCGUCAGAACCCAUUGAUCUGGCAUCGGUGUGCAAUGGCGGCGUUGCUCUUUGUGUUUCAGACCAGCAUUUCGGCUCAGCCGAUAAUAUCCUUCUACCGGGGCGUGGGCAUGAUAUGUCAGAUGGAUGGGAAACCAAACGCUCUCGGACUCCCGGUCAUGUUGACUGGGCCAUCGUGCAAUUAGGCAGACGCUCCUCCAAGAUCACAAAUAUUAUUGUUGAUACCGCCCAUUUUAGAGGCAACUUCCCUCAAUUCAUCACAGUUCAUGGUAUUGAUUCUACUUCUUCAUCCCCGCCAGCUCAUGAUGAUCCAAACUGGUUCACCUUGGUUGAUAAGUCCAAGACCGGACCUGACGCUGAGCAUGUUUAUGAGAUCAAGGAUUUCAAUAAAAAUGCAACGCAUGUAAAGCUUACCAUGAUCCCUGACGGUGGUGUCAAGCGUAUUAGGGUGUUUGGUAACUAA
This is a messenger RNA of Lachancea thermotolerans CBS 6340, 1032 nucleotides long. It is a transcript of the gene DAL2, whose product is annotated as allantoicase. The transcript has a single exon. Gene Ontology annotation, molecular function: allantoicase activity. The coding region runs from base 1 to 1032 and encodes 343 amino acids. Gene Ontology annotation, biological process: allantoin catabolic process. The record is from RefSeq and is a predicted model, not a curated record. NCBI's taxonomy places the organism in Eukaryota, Fungi, Ascomycota, Saccharomycetes, Saccharomycetales, Saccharomycetaceae.